GGGACGCAUGCGCACAGCUCGUGUUGCGGUACAGACGCGGAGGUCGACAGCAACCGUCAUCUGGAGAAAACAGAUAUUAGUUACACUUUUGAGAGAAACUGAGAAACAUGAACCGUGAAGGACUAUUUCGAUUAUAACAGGAUUUCUAUUAUAAGAGAGGAAGUCUGGGAAAUGGCACAAUCAAUAAUACUGAACUCGCCUUCGUCACGUGGUCAAACCUGACCAAUGGGAGGGACCCAAAUACAGUGGAUAGUAUGCUCUUUGUUCGUGUAGUUUUCUAACUUUAUCCCCUGAUCUGAGCCUGAAAGUCGGUACAGAUCAUGGAGGGUGGCUGCCGAGGGAAGGUUUUAUGAAAAAGGACGCGUUGUGGAUGUGUUUUAUUGCAGUUUUUUUUGCGCAGUGCCACGUGUUCAGUUUUGAUGAACAGUGCUCGGGCAUAUUUCAUCACAUGACUCCCCUCCCCCACCCGGCGCAGGGAAUGGGGGAAGAAGGCGGACAUGUUGGAGGGAAAUGUGUUGGUUAAAGAGUACCGAGGUGGAAGACAAGAAGAUUAUUUCAAGAACGGUUUCGGUUUAUUUUGGGAUUUACCAUUCGACAACUGUGUUGAUUUUAAAUUCAAGGUUUUUCAUGUCAUACUUUGAAAAUAUUUAUUUAUUAUUAUUUUGGAUAAUUUAACUUUUUGAAUCGUUGUCUAUUUUGUGGUUGUACAGCGUUAAGUUGUAAAAACUUACAUAAUUUAAUGUUGUAAGAACAAAGUAUUACUUUCAUCGUUUAUUUGAAUUUGAGUGACAUUGUAGGGGAUUUGUAACCUUGGUGUGGGGGAUGGGCGCAUGUGGUUAGGUAACCAUUUUGUGAGGUUGUUCAGUUGAUGAGAGUUUCAGUCGGGUUUACAGAUAAGUUAUUGUAAAGGUUCAUUAAUUUGGUAACUGUAAUUUUUAAAAUAGCGUUGGUUUUGGUAACAAAUUUUUGUAAUGCCUCAGAGGUCAGGGGUGGUAUUUGUUUUUUCACCCACAUGAAAGAUUAAUUGCCUAUGUGAUUUCCUUUACCUUAAAUUAUUGUGAUUUGUUCAGUUGGUUGGACAAAAACUACCCUAAAUUUGAUUAGCUGUGUUUUGAGGUGAGUGAGGAAAACUGCUGUGUCAUUCAGUGGAUGGUUGGUUCUUAUGAUCCUUUUAGGUGUGGCCUUUUUAUUGUUGGUUUAAGUAUAUGUAGACCACAGCCUCGUCGUUAUACAGGGUUAAAAUUUUAAGCUUUGUCCUUGUACUACUUAGGUUUGUAAGCAAUGGAGGCCUUGUUUCACUGUGGUGAGUUCUCAAGUUGUUGCCCUUUUCAGCAGCAGACGAGGCUGGCUAUUUCAGUCGUGUUUUGUAAGUAAAAUUUGUAUGUUUUAUUAAUGGUUUGCAUGACUUAUUGUAAAUAUUUCGAUUGGAAUACUCGGUUUUACUAUACUUAAAGAUGGCGGCUGUGCGCUUCUUCUCAAAGACAGAAAUGCGGAUAUUCUGGUAAGCAGAGAGCUUGUGGGGAGAGGUUCUUGGCCCUUGAGGGGUACGCGUGACCCGGUUGAAGAACCAAUAGGCUUCUCGAUAUUUAUCCUGGAAGCCCGCGUUGCAACCGUAUCGACCAAUUACUGUCGUCGCUUUGCGCACGUUGACGUAAUGUAAUAUGAGAAGGAGGAGGGUGGCUUCAGUGCCCUUCCAUUUUGUGCGGGAUCACACGAGGAGCCAGUUACGGGCAACGUUUCUGUAAUACUGAAUAGACUGAGCCAAUAGUAUUGUGCAGUUUCCUUGACGGACAGUUGAAACUUGCGAAUAGGUUGGCCCGAAAAGCUGUAAGUGAAGCUCAAGCUUCUAGGGGUGUGGUGAGUUUGACGGAUGUCGUAAACAUCCAAUUGGACCUCAGAGGGCGUGGACAUUCUGGCGCUGUCUAUCCAAUAAGGCGGACGGUAGGUCUAUAAGAGAGCGGGUGUAGUCGCAUCGUCGCCAUUUCAACGAAGUAAAUUCGAAGGAGUUCGCUGUGGCGGGGAGCGGAGAAAACUGACGAACAGAGACGGAUCCUGGUUUGAGUCUAUCUUAAAACACAAUCCGGAUCCAUCCUGAUGGAUAUGGCUGUUAAUCCGCCCCUUGACAGUUCUCAUGUCGGGCUUGAGGUUGGCAUGAUGGGAGUCACACCGAUGGACCAGGGUUCUGGCACAGCUGGAAAACGCAUCCGAAAACCCUCAUUGCUCUAUGAGGGUUUUGAGAGUCCCGGGUUGCCCCCUGUCAGUCAGAUGACCCCUUUGGGACCCCCACAACCCCCGGUGAAAGACCCCACCCGACUGGGAAAGAUGACCAACCAACUUCAGUUCCUACAGAAAGUCCUGCUCAAGUCUUUGUGGAGGCACCACUUUGCCUGGCCCUUCCAUGAACCCGUGGACGCUGUCAAACUCAACCUUCCUGACUAUCAUAAGAUCAUCAAAAAUCCCAUGGACAUGGGCACUAUCAAGAAGAGAUUAGAAAAUAACUACUAUCGCAGUGCCAGUGAGUGCAUGCAAGACUUCAACACCAUGUUUACCAAUUGCUACAUUUAUAACAAGCCCACAGAUGACAUUGUAUUGAUGGCCCAGUCUCUGGAGAAGGCAUUCCUGCAGAAAGUGGCUCAGAUGCCUCAGGAGGAGUUAGAGCUGCCUCCUCCCCCUCCGCGGAUUAAACCAGGCAAACCGGGCAGAAAAGGCCGAGUGUCUGGAGGAGUGACAACCGCUCAUCAGGUCCCAGCUGUCUCCCAGUCAGCCUACUCACCUCCCACCCCAGAAACACCUGACUCCAUCCUCUCUACCCCUCCACAGACACUUGUGAGCAAGAGCUUGCCCCCUGUGCUUACAAAUGAACAGAGCAUCCCUACCAUUACAGGUCUGCUUCCCACACAGCCCACUGCUAAGAAAAAAGGUGUGAAGAGGAAAGCAGACACAACCACCCCAACCACUGUAGCCAUGCCCAUCAUGAGCACCAUGGGUGUCAGCGGCAUCAGCCUGGGGCUGGGCAGUGGACACAACUCGCCGCUUACCCUGACUUCUCUUGGGGUGGACCACAGCUCCGGCCUGGGGAUGAACCAAGGCCUCAGCCUCAGCCAGGGGAUGGGGAUGGGCAUGGGGAUGGGACUGGGGAUGGGGAUGGGCAUGGGCGUGGGCAUGGGCCGAGGGGCAGUGAUGAUGAGUACCAAAGCAGCAGCUGCGAGCAGGAGAGGAGUGAGUGGACGGCCCAUCAAACCUCCCAAGAAGGAUUUACCGGAUUCCAUACUGCCGCCACCAGUGCGCCGCAGCAAACUGAGCCCCCAGCUGCGCUACUGCAAUGGUGUCCUGAAGGAGCUCCUGUCGAAAAAGCACGCAGCCUACGCCUGGCCGUUUUAUAAGCCUGUUGAUGCCACGUCACUCGGUCUUCAUGAUUACCACGAUAUCAUCAAGCAGCCCAUGGACCUCAGCACCAUCAAGCUGAAGAUGGACGGCAGAGAGUAUCGUGAUGCCCAGCAAUUCUCUGCUGAUGUUAGACUGAUGUUCUCCAACUGCUACAAGUACAACCCCCCUGAUCAUGAUGUGGUGGCUAUGGCCAGAAAACUCCAGGACGUCUUCGAGUUCUGCUUUGCUAAGAUGCCAGAUGAGCCUCCAGCGCCACCUAGCUCCUCAUCUUCCUCCUCCUCCUCUUCAUCCUCAUCUGAGAGUGAGCUCAGCAGUGAAAGCGAGGAGAGCGAGAGCAGCCCCAGCUCUGACUCCGAGGAGGAGAGAGCAAACCGGCUGGCAGAGCUGCAGGAGCAGCUGAAAGCUGUUCACGAGCAGCUCACUGCACUUUCCCAAGGCCCCAUUGUCAAACCCAAGAAAAAGAAAGAGAAGAAAGACAAGAAAAAGAAGAAAAAGGUAGAAAAAGAUAAGCAUCGUAAGAUAGAGGAAGAGAUUCCACCUAUUAAGCCAGCCAAGACCCCCAAAAUCACCAAGACUCCAAAACCGAAGAGCAACCGAGCAGUGGGCUGCCCUGUAAUACCCAUUAAGAAGGCUCCGAGCAAGAAAAACAACAAGAGCAAGGCGAAAAAGGGCGGCAUGACGUUUAACAUGCCUCCGCCGGUCCACGAUCCCAUCGUGAGCCAUUUCGACUCCGAUGAAGAGGAGGAGACGGCACCCAUGUCGUAUGAUGAGAAGCGUCAGCUCAGCCUGGACAUCAACAAGCUGCCCGGCGAGAAGCUGGGCCGCGUUGUUUACAUCAUCCAGUCCCGCGAGCCCUCGCUCCGAGACACCAACCCCGAGGAAAUUGAGAUAGACUUUGAGACACUGAAGCCGUCGACACUGCGCGAGCUGGAGAGAUACGUCAUGACGUGUCUGAGGAAGAAACCUCGAAAGCCGUACGCAAGUAAAAAGAACAGUGCUGGCAAAUCCCGGGAGGAGCUCGCUCUGGAGAAACAAAUGGAGCUGGAGAGAAGGCUGAUGGACGUCAGUGGCCAGCUCAACUCCGGAAAGAAGCCUGUCAAGACCAAACCGGAGAAACCUGCAGCCGAGACCCACACCCAGCCAUCCCGUCUCAGCGCCAGCAGCUCCUCCUCGGACUCCUCUUCAUCAUCCUCUUCCUCCUCAUCCUCAGAUACAAGCGACUCAGACUCUGGCUGAGAAGCAGCGGGUUUCCGUGUGGCAGGGUCAUGUGAAGGACCCUGGGUGUUUCGCCUCUCACUGAGCGGACUGAACUGUAGUAGAGCUACUGACGGUGGAGCUGCAGGGCGAAGCAGACGAGACCAGCACCAAGCCGAACUGCUCGGGCUCAUCAAGUGUCAAACUAAGAAAGCGAGAGAUGGAGCUCUCCCUGCGCUCAGCUCAUUCAUCCAGUCCUGGACACAGAAAACUGGAGGGUGGAUGAAUGGAUGGAUCGUAGGAGACUCAUUGUAACGUCCGGCCGUUUUCUGGAGAACUGGCCUCGUUGGGCAGAGCAAUGGAUGCUCCAUCCCCUGCAGAUAGAGGAGAAGAGCAACGCAUGUGAUGGAGGGAUAAGGGUGCUAGAGCCAGAAUCUGUCUUAUUUCUGGAGAUAAUUUCCCUUCUUACCGUGCUCCCUGUCUUUACGCUGUAUAGAUAAGGUGUACAGUUAUAUAAAUAUCUAUUUUUCUUUUAUAAAGAAGCAUUUUAUGGAGCUAAUUUAUUCCCUCAUUCUGGGAAAGAUGUACUGGUGUGGGCGGAGUUGUUUUGUUUAGGUUUUUUUUUUUUUUUUUUGAGUGACAUAGAGGGGAAACGUGUGUGUUUGUGUGUUUGUGUCUCUGUAUGAAUGUGUCACGUAUGUGUUUGCAUGCACGUGCGUGAGUGUGUGAUCCAGCACCACAAGUGCAGCCUUUUGUGAAGUCCCUCAUAGUUUUGACGCAGGCGUUGAAAACCGGUCUGCACGCAGAAGCACCUUGGUUCAGUAGAAUACAGAAUGCAUGCAAUACAGAGGAGCUGACAAACAUCUGCAUACUUAUAUACUACUUCACUGCAUCCUUGUACUCAUGUACGUGUUUGAAAGGGUUGGCCACUGUACAGAAAUGUGACAUAGCUACACAUCAGUUUAUACGUAAAUAUUUCUGUUGGCUGUCUUUUUUUCAUCCCUUUUCAUUUCAAUCUCUCUGUAAAUGUGUUGCUUUUUUUUCUUCUUGUAACCAAUCUGCUAAUAAAUUGUGAGGACGUGUCUUGUCCGCUCACCUGUGCCCAC
Messenger RNA from Toxotes jaculatrix (banded archerfish), 5687 nucleotides. It is a transcript of the gene brd2a, whose product is annotated as bromodomain containing 2a. NCBI's taxonomy places the organism in Eukaryota, Metazoa, Chordata, Actinopteri, Toxotidae. Gene Ontology annotation, biological process: chromatin remodeling; regulation of DNA-templated transcription. Gene Ontology annotation, cellular component: chromatin; nucleus. The coding region runs from base 2095 to 4623 and encodes 842 amino acids. The transcript has 12 exons. The record is from RefSeq and is a predicted model, not a curated record.